Messenger RNA from Mixia osmundae IAM 14324, 294 nucleotides. RefSeq lists its product as uncharacterized. The record is from RefSeq and is a predicted model, not a curated record. The annotation marks the transcript as partial. NCBI's taxonomy places the organism in Eukaryota, Fungi, Basidiomycota, Mixiomycetes, Mixiales, Mixiaceae. The transcript is spliced from 3 exons.
GACCACGAACGUGCUCAAAUAUACCAGGUUAACAGCAUCGAGGAUGUGCCCGGCACGAAUUUGGCCGGAAAGUCGAAGCUUGGCGGUGAUGUCUCACUGAACAACGCCGGCGGAAACUUUGGCAAGUCAGAGACGCUCAACAAGCUCGUGAAGAACGUCUUUGGCAAAGACUUGGACAAAGAUCUACAUGGUGACCGCGCUGUCGUCGCCGAAGCUGCCGGCUUGAGUGUCGACGAUCCUGCCCUGAAUCAGCCCGGCCGAUUGCUGGCAGAGAAGACCGAACGGGACGCAUGA